Molecule: messenger RNA, 2327 nt
Organism: Botrytis cinerea B05.10
Lineage: Eukaryota; Fungi; Ascomycota; Leotiomycetes; Helotiales; Sclerotiniaceae
Exons: 10
Coding region: 54-2264 (736 amino acids)
Biological process (GO): DNA-templated transcription; regulation of DNA-templated transcription
Molecular function (GO): DNA binding; zinc ion binding; DNA-binding transcription factor activity, RNA polymerase II-specific
Source: RefSeq, a predicted model, not a curated record
GGGGAGUUUACCCAAAUCUCUCUCUUAUCUUUCUAUUACAACGAAAAUUGGCCAUGGAUGAACCCCGGGAAGAACCCGAAGAGAGAAAGCGAGCCUUUACUUGCACAUACUGCCGGCUUAAAAAGAUCAAAUGUGGUCGAACUCAUCCAUGUGGGAAUUGUAUAGAUCACGGGAAAGAAUGUAUCUUCCCAUUUGUAAAACGAAGGGUUCGGUCGAAGCGCCACAGACCCAGGAAAGACUUGGAAGAAAAACUUGCGCGAAUGGAAUCUCUCAUUGAGCUCUCUAACAGAGAAAGUCCUCCAAGCAGUGAACAGGAUGCUACAAGUUUCGUUCAUGAAGAGCAGCAGUCUCAACUUCCAAAUCCUGCAGAAGCCACCGGGUUGGAAAAAUCUGGUGCUAUCCCACAUGAUCCCGUGAGAAAUGAGGAUCAGAUUGAUGAUAUGGAAUUUGAGUUACCAGAGAGUAAUCAAAAUAUCUGCUCUCCCACGACGCAAGAGACGGCACAGAUGUUUGCGCCGACCUCCUCCAUGGCACAGCCACAAAUUCUCGGUCAUCACACAUCACCCCAGACGGUUCAGAACUUUUCGCCUCAUGUUGAACAUGUCGAAUGUGCCGAUCUUUUAGGUUCUGAGGUUGGGUGGGAAUAUCAUGGGCCCACGUCAUAUUUGUCAAUAUGCUCGAUCCCAGGAAUUACGUGGGUCUCAGAAGCUUCGGGAGAGCCGAGUUUCUUCGAGACCGCCAAGACCCUUGUGCUCAAUGUUGACUCGCGACUGAAGAUGCGACGCAAUCCUCGCCAUGAAACCAUUGAUGAGCCUGAUAAAGACGUCGCAUGGGAAUGGUGCCAAGCAUAUUUUGAUCAUUCUUUCGAUGCUAGCCUUGGUCUGGUGUCUAAAGAACACUUUGAAGCGCGUCUUCGGCGUCACUUCGCUCAAAACGAUGUAGUUGAUGAUGAUCCAGCUUGGUAUGCUCUGCGAAACACAGUUUACGCAUCUGGCUGUAGACUCAGCUCAUCUAAUACGCCAUACUCAUAUAUGUCUGGCGAAAUUCAGGGGCAGGCUUGGCGAUACUUUGAAAAGGCCUUGGACGUCCACACUGAGCUUUUAUACGGAAGCACGGGUCUUAUGGCUGUGCAAGCAUUAACAGCAAUGGGAUUCUUUGCUGAAGGCCUUGGAAGCCCCUCUCUUGGGUACAUGCUUACUUCAUGUGCAACGCGGUUGGCUCAGGCGAAAGGUCUCCACAGGCAACCUGCACAGUCUUGGAAUCUACCACUAGCUGAACAACAGCAUCGAAUUGGGCUGUUUUGGACUCUCUAUAUCAUCGAGAAGCAUAUAUGUUAUCGGUCAGGCCGACCAUCUAUCAUUGACGACGACGACAUUAGUUGCCCCUUCCCAAACUCACAGCUUGCUAACAAUACCUCACACAUUGAUCCUUUUAUUUACAUAGUACAGCAUGCUCAAAUCUCUUCUCGAAUCGCAAAGCAGCUUGCAAGUGGAAAGUCAUUCCGUCAAACACACACCAAAACCCUGGAAGUAAUCCAAGAGCUCAACAAAGAGCUCCAAGAAUGGCGGGACACUCUUCCACAAUUCUUACAACCAGAUGCACCUACCAGGAGACAUGGAAAGCGCCCAGACAAUAUCAAUAUGUACCAUGUCAUGUAUCUUCGCUAUGCUUACUAUGGCAGCAUCAUGGCAAUCCAUUCAAUUCUCACGCACCCCUGGAACAGCUCUCUAUUUGGCUCUGGUCAAUCGUUGGCGCUACGAAAUCGCAUUUCAAUAAGUUCACAUGCUGUUGUCAACGCAGCUAGGGCAAUAAUUCUAGAUACCGACGCGAUCCACGUCGAUGCAUCGACACCUAUAUGUCUAGCACUUUACUUCCCUCUUGUCAGCGCUAUCAACGUCUUUAUCUAUAUCCUGAAAUAUCCUUCUCUCCCAACAGCAUCGUCUGAUGUGGCCCUGCUAGACAUCUGCACCGGCCACUUCAGCCGCCUAGAGUUAGCAUCUCCAAACACCGCUUUGCCAUUCGUCAGGGAAAUUGCGAGACUAGCCCGCUCAACUGUCGAAUCUAUAAAGGACUCAGCAACAUCUCCAAGUUCUUUACUAAGGACAAACAUCUCGGCGCCUUCGGUUGCGCAGUCCUCGGUUCCACACGAUUUAGGGAAUAACUCUUCACCGGGCGAAGAUAUAUUGGAGUUAUUUUCCGAUAAUUGGGGUACAAUGUCUUCAUCUCUCAACGAUGAAAAUCUCGCCGCCUUCACUUUCGACUAACAGUAGACUACGCAUAGCAUCUGCGGUGCAUAAAUUAAAUCGUAUCAGAAAUGUUAAUGAUCA